This is a messenger RNA of Agrilus planipennis (emerald ash borer), 1001 nucleotides long. RefSeq names its product transmembrane emp24 domain-containing protein 3 (gene p24-1). Gene Ontology annotation, biological process: intracellular protein transport; endoplasmic reticulum to Golgi vesicle-mediated transport; Golgi organization. NCBI's taxonomy places the organism in Eukaryota, Metazoa, Arthropoda, Insecta, Coleoptera, Buprestidae. The record is from RefSeq and is a predicted model, not a curated record. The coding region runs from base 181 to 828 and encodes 215 amino acids. Gene Ontology annotation, cellular component: endoplasmic reticulum; Golgi apparatus; endoplasmic reticulum-Golgi intermediate compartment. The transcript has 3 exons.
GAAAAUACACUACAUUCUCUUCACGCAUGUGAUUGGUGGUCAUCGUCAUAGCUAUGAGUUAUGAUGUGUUAACUUGUUUGUGAAAUUGUUAUUCAAAUAAUUAAAAAUUACUGCAGUGUUCGAUGUGGCUGAGAAUCAUAAAAAUAAGCAAACUAAUUUUGAUGUAAAUUAAAGAAAGAAAUGUCUUUAAAGACCGCUCAUGAACUAUUACUUGUAAUAGUAGUGUGUUUAUUUAAUUUCUCAAAAAGUACCGAACUAACCUUUGAGUUGCCCGAUAGUGCUAAAGAAUGCUUUCAUCAAGAAGUACAAAAAAAUACAUCUGUUACUUUAGAAUAUCAGGUGAUAACUGGUGGCCAGUAUGACGUAGACGUUUCUUUAAAAGAUCCUAAAAAUAAUAUUAUAUAUAAUGUAGUUAAAAUGCAGUUUGAUUCUAAUACUUUUACUGCAGAACACACUGGAGUGUAUGUAGUGUGCUUUAGUAAUGAAUUUUCUACAUUUUCGCACAAGUUAAUUUAUUUUGACUUUCAAGUGGGAGAUGAGCAGCCUUUACCUGGUAUUGGUGAACAUGUCACUGUUAUGACACAGUUGGAAACAUCUGCUCAAGAAAUCCACAAAUCACUUAAUACAAUAAUUGAUUUUCAAACACAUCAUCGUUUGAGAGAAGCACAAGGGAGGAAGAGAGCAGAAGAUCUUAACGAACGAGUUUUAUGGUGGUCAGUUAUGGAGACUAUUGCAAUUGUAGUCAUUGGAAUUGGGCAGGUCUUAGUUUUGAAAAACUUUUUUACUGAUAAAAAGCCAUACACUUCACUGACCAACUACAAAUCGUAAAGACAAGAUGUUAGUGUUUUGUUUGACUCACAGUGCAAAUGAUUUAGUGAUUUAUAAUUAAAUAAGACUUUCAAAAAUGUUAAGAUGAUCCCAUUUGCGUACUCAGAAACUGUAGCUAUUAAAUAUGUUCAAGUGUAUAAUUAAAUUGAUUUAAAUAAAAAAACUGCUCAUAA